Molecule: messenger RNA, 1335 nt
Organism: Sordaria macrospora k-hell
Lineage: Eukaryota; Fungi; Ascomycota; Sordariomycetes; Sordariales; Sordariaceae
Molecular function (GO): protein binding
Source: RefSeq, a predicted model, not a curated record
AUGAGCGAGGCAAGGCGAUUACUGGAAACAGCCAUCGAACAACAAAACGAGCGAAUAUACCUGGCAAAAACCAUCACCGAAGCAUGGGAUGCUCAAGUAGCCCGGCACGACGACACACCUGAUGAGACAAAAGUCUCCGACAUCGACCGCGCCCGCAAAAGACAAAUGUUCUGCGCAUGGCAAAUCAUCGGCCUAUCACGCCUAAGCCUAUGCUACUCGUCCAUGGCCCAGCUCGCCCAUAUGAAGGGUUCCCAGACCGACGCGGACGACGCCCAAAGGCAAGCAAUCCAAGCCGCGCCCGAUGCCGUAUUACUAAGUCCAGGCCAACAAGACUCGUCAGUGGUCGCCUUUGCUCACUUCUUCUAUGGCUGUGCUCUGCUGGCCAAUGGCCGGAGGAAAGAAGCAAUAGAGCACUUCAACGUGCGAUCUGACCCGCGAUCGAACCUGCCCGGCGUCUUCCAGGGCCUCCGCACUCAAUUCCGCGCUCAGUUCGGAGGAACCGAUGAGGAUGCAAAAGAAAGAGUGAGGGUCCUACAAAAAGCCGCACAUCUCCGCAAGGGAUACAGGGAGUUAUUCCAAGAGAAACUACGACCGGUCCUAAUGGAACGCGGACCUAACUGCCUGCAGCGACUCCGGCAGGCUUACGCCGAAGCGCUGGAUAAAGACCCGGAUAAGGAGAGGAUGUUUGAUCGGUUGAAGUAUGUGUCUUGUGAGGAGUUUAGGACGUGGGGGAGGUUGAGGAGGAGUUGUGAAGGGUUGACAAGGCCUUACUCGCCGGAGGUGAUGUGGGAAGACGAGAAGGAGAGGGAGGGGAAGUACAUCAUCUUCUUUUCCUACCGAUGGAUCAACAAGGACCCUGGGAUGCGGUUGUCGGAUGACGAGCAUAAUACCCAGUACAAACGAAUGUCGGAUGCCGUUCGGCUGUUUCUGGAGAGACAUCCUGAGGUGGCAAGUGAGAGAUUGUGUAUCUGGAUGGACUUCGCCUGCGUAAACCAAGAUAACCCCUCCUCAGGCGUCGCCGCCCUCCCCAUGAUCCUAGUCCAAUGCGACGCAGUCAUCAGCCUCGUAGGCGACGAGUACCACGAGCGAGCAUGGUUCUCUGUCGAAGCAUUGAUGAUUCAGACGCUGAAGAAGGCGUAUGAUGUGCAUUUGUGGUAUGAACACGUUGCAGCGGAAGAUGAUGGAGGGGAAAGACGUGGGGGCAAGAAGCGGAAGUGGACGUUGCGUAGGACGCGAACGGAUAGGGAUAUCAACUUGGCGGAGAACAACCAGAGUGUGGAGAGUGAUCGACCGAGGGUGAUGUUUUUGGAGAGACAGAGUCGACUUCUUGGUUAG